Passer montanus (Eurasian tree sparrow) is the source of this 977-nucleotide messenger RNA. RefSeq lists its product as uncharacterized. NCBI's taxonomy places the organism in Eukaryota, Metazoa, Chordata, Aves, Passeriformes, Passeridae. The transcript is spliced from 2 exons. The record is from RefSeq and is a predicted model, not a curated record. Bases 39 to 962 code for a protein of 307 amino acids.
CAGGCCUGGCUUUGGCCCCUGCACGUGGCCUGGGGAUCAUGCAGCACCCGGCCCAGGGCACCCAGCAUGCUUUUGCAGCCCACACUGGGCGCCAGCUGGCCACAGUCCAUGAUGGCCACUCAGCCAUCACUGGCACUUGGCAAUCUCUCCUGGCCUCAGUCACCCUCCCAGCCCAGCGCUGGCAGCUCCACAGCACCUGUUGUGGCCCCAGGGCUGUGCCAGUGGCUGUUCCUGCUACCUGGUCCCUUCUUGUCCCCUGGGCCGAGGCACCCCUGGGCCCCUGCCCUGAGCACUGCGCUGCCCUCAGAGCAGCAGCACCAAUGCCUCAUUUCCUGCUGCUGCUGCAGCCUCUGCAGGCCGUGGGCCCCACGCUAGAGUUGGCAACCUGGGGCCCCAUCUCCAGGUGUCAUCCAGCAUCCCAGCGCUGUCAAUGCUGUCACCUCCCCUGUGUUCCUGCAGGCUCAGGCAGGGUUUGGGCUGGGUCCAGCUGCACAGUUCUGUUUCUUCUCCUGCUGGAGGCUGAGCUCUCUGUUACCUCCCUCUUCUGCGUGUAUCCAUGGCAGUGCUGUGACAAGAGGCUGGCUCAGGAGCAUAUUUUAUGGCUGUGGUGGUGGCUGUCCUGCCAACACAUGCCCAUGACACCUGGCCCAGCUGUGCUUGAAAGCUGUGGCCCUGCCUGCUCCACUGGGACAAAGGCACUACUGGAGACAUGGAGCACUCUCAGCAGCCAGCCAGGCACAGAGUACAGUUCUCUCACCAGCCGGCUGGGAAGAAUGAACCAGAAGCAGCUGGGGGCUGAGCUGCCCACCAGGGUUAAACCCCAUCGUGCAUCCAGGAUAGAGACAAGGUGGGGUUUUGGAGCUGUGCUCCAGGGCAGGAGCUGCUGCCGUGGGGAGAGGCACGAGGCCUGGGGCAGGGGCACAGGAGCCGCAGUGGGGGCAGGAAGCAGGCAGGGGAGCUGACUCGGCUGUGGGACA